AUGUCUCGUUUCUUCCGUGAAGGUGAUAGCGAUUCUGACGCUUCAACCGACUCGUCGAGCUCCGACGAUGAGCGCGAGGUGCUGCCGACGACACGCGGCGUGAUACGGCGAGACUUUGCUUACCCAAGUGAUGACGAAGUCGAGGAGAAGCGCGUCGUCAAAGCGCACAAAGACCGCAAGUACGAAGAGCUGAAGAUGCUGAUUCGGAAAACGCGGAAUGCUAGAAAUGUCAAGGACUUCUCGGCUCUUUACGAUCAUUUCGAGGAGCUUUGCAAGGGAUUCGAGAAAAUGAAGCCCAUUCUCCGUCGCCAAAACCUUCCCAUCCCGCGUUUUUACGUGCGUUACCUGGUGGAGUUGGAAGACUUUGUCCAGGAAACGUGGAAGGACAAAGAUGCCAAAAAGACCCUCUCCAAAGUCAACCAGAAUGGUCUGAAUCGAUUGCAUCAACGCGUGAAGAAACACGCUGAGGGGCACACAGAGCCGUCUCUAGAUUUGCUGGCAGCCGUCAAGGAGUUUCGCGAGAAUCCGGAUCCGGUUGGCUAUGAAAGUCCGGAAGAGGAGGAGAAGCCCGAAGACGAGGCACCUGGUGCUGAAAGUGGGGAUGAAGAUGAGGCCCCGAAACCCAAAGCAAAGGCUCAAAAGGAUGUUGACUCCGAUUCUGAUGAAUGGUCUUCUGACACCGACAGCACCACCUCUGAAUCAAGCAUUGAUCUAGGCGAGCAACAAAUGGAGGAACUGCGAAAAUACUUCCUCAAAAAAGAGUUCCGUGACGAUCUUCCCGAUGAGAAGAAAAAGAAGAAGGAGAAGCGUGAUGACAAGCAGCGUCGCAAGAAAAUCUCGAUCGUCAGCGAGGAUGAGGAAGAAGAAGGCUGGACCGAGGUUGGCAAGAAGGACGAGAAGGUCGUAUUGUUCCCACCAAAGACCGAAAUCACCAUCGAGCUCUUCAUUGAAAAAUUCAACGAAAUCAUGGCUGUUCGCGGGCGUAAGACUACAAAUCGUAAGCAGCACGUCAGGACGCUCCAGGAGCUCUACAAUAUAGCUGAAGAGAAGAAAUUCGGCGGUGGUGUCCUGGUGAAGGUGCUGUUCAGCAUCGUCUCUGCCCUCUUCGAGCUAAGCGUCAGUAUAAGUGACAGCAUGGAUUUCCAAACCUGGCACAAGGCCCUGGCUGCUAUCAUCAACCUGACGGACCUGCUUAUCGAGUCGGGGGUUCAUCUUUCGAUUGGCAUCACUGAGGAAGACGAGAAUUUGACGGAUCCGGAGAAGCCCUACAAGGUCAACGGUUCUAUCCUGCUCUCCAUCCAGCGUCUCGAUACCGAGCUGACCAAGAUUCUGCAGAAUGCCGACUGCCAUUCAACGGAUUACAUUGACAAGCUGAAGGGCGAGAAAGAUCUUUGCGGUCUCAUUGAUAAGGUGCACAGCUUCGUGGAUGAACGUCUUGAUAGUGGGCUCUUCGAAAAGGCAGAAAUUUGCAAAAUCUAUAUGCUCCGGAUUGAUCAUCUCUAUUACAAGUAUGCCGAUACGAUCGAGUUGCCGAACGGCGUCACCGCUCAUGCGUUGAUGGAGAAGCUUUGCAAGCAAAUUUAUGCGCUCGACGAUGAGAAGCGCUUGCGUCAGCGUGCCAUGCUCUGCCACGUCUACUUCUUGGCCCUGCACGACGAAUGGCAUAGGGCUCGUGACUUGAUGCUGAUGAGCCAUCUGCAAGCAAUCGUCGACCAUUCUGAUGUCUCGACGCAGAUUCUAUACAACCGCACGAUCUGCCAGCUGGGUCUCUGUGCCUUCCGCCACGGGUUCAUUCGGGAGGCUCACCAGGGUCUCUCCGAGAUUCAAAACACGCAACGUGCCAAGGAGCUGCUUGCCCAGGGCAUCGCCAUGCGUCAACAUGACAGGACUGUGGAGCAGGAGAAGCUUGAGCGCAGUCGCCAGGUGCCCUACCACAUGCAUAUCAAUGUGGAGCUGAUGGAGUGCGUCUACCUGAUCUGCUCGAUGCUCCUCGAAAUCCCGCACAUGGCCUCGCAUGAGUUCGAGCUGCGCAAACGUCUCCUCUCCCGCUCGUUCCACUAUCAACUCAAGCAGAACGAGAAGUCGUCCUUGGUCGGACCCCCGGAAAACACUCGUGAACAUGUUGUCGCCGCUUCGCGGGCUAUGCUUGCUGGUGACUGGAAGAAAUGCCGCGACUUUAUCGUCAACGAGAAGAUGAACGGAAAGGUCUGGAAUCUGUUCCGCAACUCGGAUACCGUGAAGAAGAUGGUGAUUCAACGCAUCCAAGAGGAAUCGCUGCGCACCUAUCUUUUGAUGUACUCGACUGUCUACACCACGGUCUCGCUCACCAAACUGGCUGCCCUGUUCGAACUUGAGGAGAAACACGUUCACUCGAUCAUCAGCAAGAUGAUCAUCUCCGAGGAAUUGUCGGCGACCCUUGACGAGCCAACGGGCUGCGUGAUGAUGCAUCGCGUCGAGCCGAGCCGUCUCCAGCUUCUGGCUCUUCACUUGACCGACAAGUUGCACCAAUUGGCCGAGCAAAAUGAACAGGUCAUUGAGCCUCGUGGUGCUGGCGGCCGCGGUUAUAACGGGCCCGGCACUUGGUUUUCCAACCGUGGCGGAGACCGUGGAGACGACAAGAAGAAGCAGCAGUUUCAAGGCGGACGAGGCGGAGACCAGCGCGGCAAGGGCAACGUCUGGGGAGGUGGAUCGUCUCGCGGCGGACAUCAGCAGGGCCGACGAGGUGGUCAUGAAGGAGGCCGUCCCCGCAAC
Messenger RNA from Mesorhabditis spiculigera, 2751 nucleotides. The record is from the annotation of a GenBank genome assembly. NCBI's taxonomy places the organism in Eukaryota, Metazoa, Nematoda, Chromadorea, Rhabditida, Rhabditidae.